Molecule: messenger RNA, 1091 nt
Organism: Rhincodon typus (whale shark)
Lineage: Eukaryota; Metazoa; Chordata; Chondrichthyes; Orectolobiformes; Rhincodontidae
Product: heparan sulfate glucosamine 3-O-sulfotransferase 3A1-like
Exons: 2
Coding region: 332-949 (205 amino acids)
Molecular function (GO): [heparan sulfate]-glucosamine 3-sulfotransferase activity
Source: RefSeq, a predicted model, not a curated record
UACAUUUGUCUCCGUGUAACUGGGAAUGUAUCAAAGUAGCAAGUAAUGCGCCGUGACAGCACAGAGACGCUGCUGAGUGAAAAUACAAAAUGUACCAGCAAGUAAAUGAAGCUGAAGACUGCAGCCGUAAAACUAGAAGGACAUAAACAACAAACAAAAACAUACAGGGAAACGAGUGGCAUCCAACUGAAUUCAGAAAUCAGGCUUUAGAUGUUAAGCAAACAUAUGUAAGGAUCACAUAAACACACACACCAAUAAAAUAUUUCUUUUCAGCUAAUACAUGGCUACAGCCUAGCAUGGCAUUCUCUUGUGCCGGGGACUACUACACGCUAUGGCACUUAGCACAGUCUUUUCGGACGCACUACCCACGAAAGUCUACCGGAAGAUCGUGGUCAUGUUCUGCGUGUUGCUGAUGUCCCUGUACUUCUUGUAUUAUCUGUCGGAUGUGUGCCACACCAUGCCCAGACCGGUCCGUGGUUCGGAAGGCUACCUGGCCGCGGAUUUUGAUGAGUGGCAGUCCCUCCGCAGGAAGACGCUGCUGCACAAGCUUCAGGUGCGGGGCUACUGGAACGGCGACCUGCCCGAGAAAUAUUUCCGAGACCUGAGGCUACAGUUCCAGUCCUUCAAUCUCAACCGGCAGACCGGCGGCGGCUCCGUGGUGGGGAACCCGCCGCCCAGCACUCUGAGCUUCAGCGGCGACGGCGUGAGGAAGCUGCCGCAGGCGAUCAUCAUCGGCGUGAAGAAGGGAGGCACACGGGCGCUACUCGAAUUCGUCCGGGUCCAUCCUGACGUUCGGGCAGUGGGGGCAGAGCCCCACUUUUUCGACAGACACUACGAUGAGGGACUGCGUUGGUACAGAUCCACUAGAAUUGCCAUCAAUGCAUUGCAAAAACCCUACAAGAAAGAUCUUGAAAUGUGUUUGGCAUCAUCAGGAGGUCAUCUUGCAUAAAGUUAACAAGAUGCAGCUACCACAUACCUCAAAUCGGUCAAUCUUCUUGUUCCUGAUCACUUCCAGAGUGACCACUGCUGGAAAAUGCAUGUGAGAACAGGCUGGACUGAGCUAAGAAAGGUCUCAUGGUUACAAAGCAUUA